AUGGGCCGCACGGACGACGACGACGACGCCCGCCGUGUAUAUGUGCUGCAGCUGCUCGCGUCCAUGUGGCGGGACGUGGACGUGGACAUGGGCGCUCUCGCUGGCGCGGACGCGCUCGGCUCCUUCCUCGACGACCCGGCCUGCAGCAUGCUCCAAGCGCGGCUGGUUGACAAGGCCGUCCAUCUAACGACGAGCAUGGCAUGGGACGAUACGAGCAACAACGCAGCGCCGGCCCGCGCGGUCUUGCUCGUCAAGGUGCUGCCGGCGCCGCUCACGGCCGAGAACCUCUCGACCAACGUGCACGUGACGUCGAUGACCAACUCGCCUGUCUUUAGCCUCUUCCAGUCCGUGCACAAGAUCUACACACCGCUCCUGCUGCAAGGCGCGUCAGGCCGGCUCUCGCAGAAGCUCAAGGACGUACUCCUCGAGCUCGAUGCGGGUCUCCAGACGCUUGUCCGCGACAAGGGCGACGACCUCAGCAGCAAUGCGAGCGACAACCUCUUUGGCAUCGUCACGCUCCAGGACGAGAUCGCGUACUGGGAAGCGACGACGAGCGGCCGGGACCGCGACCGCGCGUCCAAGUUUUCGCGGUCGUUUGACGCCAUCCACUCGCGCUACGCGACCUUGGAGGCCCUGAGCUUUGAGGAAAUGGGCGACCUUCUCGACGACACCAACAACACGCUCGACGACCUCUGGCGCGCUGACCUCGAAGGCAGCGCGCAGUACCCCCAGGCACGCAUGGUGCACAUCAUCGGGCUCGUUGCCCAAGCGCUCCACAGCUUUAUCAUUGCGCAGGCCGGCACGGUCAACGUAUGGCGCGGUCCGUUCCACGCGGUCCAUACGGCGCUCGUGCAGACAAUUGCGCUCUGUGAAAAGUGGUGUGGCCACGUCGAGCAGCUUACCAGCACGUUUUGGCCGUCCUACGACGAGCACCCGUGGCGCGGCCCAGCGCACGUCGACGCCUUUCUCCCGGCCCUCGCGUCGCGGCUCCGCGAGAUCCUGCGCCUCCGCACGACGUACGAGGAGCUCGUGUCCCUCGCAAACGAGCCACUGCCGCCGACGGCCUUUGAUGUAUUCGAGCGCGUCUACCCGCUGCACUACAAUGCGUACACGGUGGGUGCGUGGAAGUCGGCGGUGGCCGCUUUCGAGACAAUCUUGGCGCCAAUCGAAGCCCAAGUGGGCGCAAACCUCCAGGAGCGGCUCUCCUCCGUACUCUCCAAGCCCACGACGGCGCUCCGGUACCUCCAGCAGUACAAGCACCUCCUCACACGCCCCGCGAUCGCCUCGCUCCUCGCAAGCGAGCGCGAUAGUCUCCUCGGCCAGCUCCUUGCGCAGCUCGAUCAGAUCGAGUCGGACUUUGAAACACGCGGACCCGAUGAAGCGCCGAGCGGGAAAAACCUCUCGCCCAAAGUCAACUACAUUGUGUGGGGCAAAAUGCUUAGCAACCGGGUCGCGCACCUCGUUUCGCUGGCAACGACGGUACUGAGCGACCUGCCCGGCUUCCGAAGCUUUGAAACUGCGGCCGACACCGUGCUGACAAAAGUCAAGGGCAUGCUCACCGAACACGUCCGGUCGUGGCAGGACGACGUGCAUGAGAACCUCCGGACCGGCAACCUCACCGUCAACUACAGCGAGUUCCUCGUCACGCUGCUUCGCGACGUGCGGACGCUCGUCGAAUUGAGCGACGGCCAGCCGUGGGUCCCCCCCAAGAUCCUCGAAGUCGCGACCGAGGCCGAAAAGUACUACCGAUUCGGCGUGACGCUCAAGAAGAUCAUCGACGAGCAAAAGCCGAUGCUCCUCGAGGCGCUCAUGGCGUUUGAGGGGAUUGUCAAGCGCCCGGGAAAGCUCUCGACCGCCACCACCAAGACGUCCAAGCCCAAGGCCAUUGACGUCACGUGGAACAACUUGGACGAGUGCGAAGAGUACGUCGGCAUGCUCCAGCAGGCCGCGGACGCGCUCUCGAUCGAAAACCGCAAGCUCCGGCGCGCCCACGACAAGAUUGGCGACGACCUCGUCUUGCUCAUGGACGUUGACUUGCUCCGGUUUCCCGACAAGUGGAAGGAUCGUCUGGAUACCAUCCGAUUGUUUUUAACGACCACAAUUCGAAAGUACGAAGCGUCGUUGACAAAGCGCUGGCAGCUCUACUGGGACCACCAGCUGUACAAGGUGCUCGAAGCCGCAUACCAGAUCGGGCUCGAGAGCCUCAACGAAAACCUCCCGGAUGUCAAGGUGGACGUGAUCUUGCCGCCGAAAGGCCGUCUCGCGCUCAAACCGCCGAUCGAAGACGUUCGAACCAACUACUACAAGGCCAUGAAGAAGUUCAUCGGGCGUCCAUCGAUCUUCAAGGGGUUUGCGAACCCUGCUGUCUUUGCGCCCAUGACCGACCACAACGCCGCGGGUAUCGUGCACGUCUACCGCAACGGCGAAAAGCUCUUCGCCAAGCUCGAGGCGGUGCUGGUCGAGUACGACGAGUGGACGUGCCUCACGCGCGCGCCUGACCUCGACAGCGUUCUCGAGUCUCUCCUCGUCGACGUCGGCGACUGGGACAGCAAUCUCAAGGCGCUCAAACUCAAACGCAAAGAGUGCGACAAGAUCCCCGACAUGCUCAAAGUCGACUGCGUGAGCGUCUCGUUGAGUCCACUGAAAGCCGGCAUUGACGACCACCUCACGCGGCUGCAAGACAGCCUUCUCCAGAGCCUCCGCAAGAGCAUUAUGACCCACUUGAAGCAAGUGGAAGAGUACCUCGACACGUCAAUGGAGAAGCUCAACAAGCGGCCCCACAGCAUCGAUGAGAUUGGCGCCGCCAAAGUUGACUGGAAGAGCAUCGACGGCCAGCGCAGCAGCUUCCAGGCGGUCGUGGCGACGGCCGAGAAGAAGAAGGCGCUGCUUCUCAACUCGACGACGGGCGGCAACCUCGACACGACCGACGUCGUCUCGCGUCUGAGCCAAAUUCCUUCCAAGUGGGAAAACUUUGAGAUCGCGCUGGAAGCAUUCAAUGAGAUGAUCGAAGAGCAACGAGAGAGCUUGAAGGGCGAGCUCGAAGCCAAGGUCAUCGAGUGCAACGUCGAAAUCGACAAGUUUGGCCAGCGCUGGUGCGCGCUUAAGCCCGUCGAGCUCUCCAACUGGGCGAACGAAGAAGUCGAGAAGAUUUACGUGGCGCUCGUUGAUUGGCGCGACCAGCUCAACGACAUCGCGGGUCGGGCCAAAGGUCUUGUGGACAACUGCACAACGUUCCAGAUGACGGUUCCGACCUUUGACGGGCUCGGGAGCAUCGAAGCCGAUAUUGGCAAGGUCGAAACCAACUGGCGGCUCUACAAGGACUACUACGCCGAGCUGGAUGUGCUCGCGAGCCAGGACUGGAUCACGUUUCGUGAAAAGAUCUUUGACCUCGGCGACCUCGGGGCCAAGUGGGCCGAGGCGCUCAAGACCGUUGAGCGGACGAGCGUCGUCGAGCGCAUUUUGGACCACACGGGCCAUCUCAAGCGCGCGCUUCCGACGCUCAAGCUCUGCCGCGGCGACCCGUUCAAGGAGGAGCACUGGACGCAGCUCUUCCGGAAGCUGGGUAUUCCAAAAGGCGUGGGCCUCAUGCAGCUCAACGUCGGCCACUUUCUUGGCUGCCUCGAGGUGCUCGAGGCCCAAGCCACACUGCAGUUCGUCAAGGUGCUCCACGCGCGCGCCCAGGGCGAGGUUACGAUCCGUGAUGCGCUCCAGGAGCUUAAGGCGUGGACGCAAACGGCCGAGCUCUCAUUGCUCGAGCACGACCCGAACGGGAAGCGCAUCUGCAUCAUCAAGGACUGGAAAGACACGACGCUGGCCCUCGGCGACAACCAGUCGCUACUGGCCUCUCUAAAAGAAUCGCAAUUCUUCAAGCCUUUCGCCGACCAAGCUUUGCAGUACGAGACCAAGAUGGCGCUCCUCGACCAAGGCUUGAACCAGCUCAACGUUAUUCAGCGCAAGUGGGUCUACCUCGAGCCCAUUUUCAGCAAAGGCGCGCUGCCCAGUGAACAAGCGCGCUUCAAGCGCGUCGACGACGAGUUCCGCGACAUUAUGCGGCAGGUCGAGACGGACCCCAAGCUCUUCAACCUCGCCGACGACAUGCUGUUUCCGCAGCUGCCCGAGCGUCUCGCGACCAUGGUCGACCAGCUCGAGCGCUGCCAGAAAGCACUCGCCGACUUUUUGGAGGAGAAGCGGUCGCGCUUUCCGCGCUUUUACUUUAUUGGCGACGAAGACUUGCUCGAGAUCCUCGGCCAAUCGCAAAACCCGGCCGUGAUCCAGAGCCACCUCAAGAAGCUCUACCAGGGCAUUCACCGGGUCGAAUUUAGCGACAGCCAGGACGCGAUCUCGGCCAUGUGCUCGGCCGCGGGCGAGAAGGUGCCGCUCGUUGCGCCAGUGGCUGUCACGAGUGCUGUCGAAGAGUGGCUCGAGGCACUUACGGAAGAGAUGCGGCGGACACUCACCGUGCUCGUGAGCAAGGCGGCGAGUGCGUCGUCGCCCGACUACGCCGAGUACCCGAGCCAAGUGCUCUGUCUUGCUGAGCAGCUGCGCUUCAACACGCAGUGCGAAACCGCCAUCAAGAACGGGACCGUCGCCGAUCUCAAGCACACACUGCAAGAAACGUUGCGGGAGCUCACGUCCUUGGAUUUGAGCAAUGAGCCGCUCAUGCACCUCAAAGUCAAGGCGCUCGUGCUCGACUUGGUUCACCACAUUGACGUUUGCGACCAAGUGGCGCACGUCACGAGCCUCUCAGACUGGCUGUGGCAAAAGCAGCUGCGGUUUUACCUCGACAAGAGUGGAAAAGUUGUCAUCAAGAUGCACGACGCGUCGUUCGCGUACACGUAUGAGUACCAAGGGAAUGCGCCAAAGCUUGUGCACACGCCGCUCACGGACAAGUGCUACCUCACACUCACCCAAGGCAUGCACAUGGGCUUUGGCGGCAACCCGUACGGGCCUGCGGGUACGGGGAAGACCGAGAGUGUCAAGGCGCUCGGCGGACAGUUUGGCCGCCAAGUGCUCGUCUUCAACUGCGACGAAGGCAUUGAUUUUCAGAGCAUGGGUCGCAUCUUCAUCGGCCUCGUCAAGUGCGGUGCGUGGGGCUGUUUCGACGAGUUCAACCGACUCAAGGAAGACCAGCUCUCGGCGAUUUCGCAGCAGAUUCAGCUCAUUCAGGACGCGAUCAAGAACCACGUGCGCUCGAUCCAGCUCCUGAGUCGCCACGUCGACGUCGACUUUAACGCGGGUAUUUUCGUGACACUCAACCCAGCGGGCAAGGGCUACGGCGGGCGCUCCAAGCUGCCCGACAACCUGAAAGCCCUCUUCCGCCCCGUCGCAAUGGGGCGGCCCGACAACAACUUGAUUGCGGAGGUGAUUUUGGCGUCCGAGGGGUUUGCGGAAGCCAAAGACAUUGCGUCCAAAGUCGUGUCGCUCUACACGCUCUCCCGGCAGCUAUUGACGCCGCAGCAGCACUACGACUGGGGCCUCCGUGCUCUCAAAGCCGUGCUCAACACGGGUGGCAAGCUCUUGCAGCAGGCGAAAAAAACGGCCAGCACGCGUCUGACGCCGGCCGCCGAGACGGAGAUCCUCAUCAAGGCCGUCCGCAUCAACACGCUCUCCAAAUUGACGUUUGGCGACGCGCAGCGCUUCCUCGCGCUCAUUGGCGAUGUCUUUCCCGGCAUUGCGUCUUCGGACAUUUCCGGCGGCGACCUCGAAGCCGCGAUUCGCCUUGUCAUGGCCCAGAAACCGUUUUGCUGCCAAGUGGACGACCUCCAGAUCCGCAAGAUGCUCCAGCUCAAGGAGAGCUUGGACCAGCGCAUGGGCUGCGUGGUUGUGGGGCCGUCGGGGUCGGGUAAGAGCACGGUGUGGCAAGUCCUUCAGCAAGCGAUGAUUCAAUGCGGCCAGCUCGUCAAGACGCACAUUAUGAACCCCAAGUCGAUGCCACGCGAGCGCCUUCUCGGGCACAUGGAUUUAGACACGCGCGAGUGGCACGACGGUGUGCUCACGGACGCGGCCCGCAAGGUCGUGAAGGAGCCCGAACACGUCCGGUCCUGGAUCGUCUGCGACGGCGACGUGGACCCGGAGUGGAUCGAGUCGCUCAACUCGGUCUUGGACGACAACCAUCUGCUGACAUUGCCCAACGGCGAGCGCAUCAACUUUGGCCCGAACGUCAACUUUGUGUUUGAGACGCACGACCUCCGGUUCGCAUCGCCCGCGACCAUUUCGCGCAUGGGCAUGAUCUUCCUCAGCGACGAAGACAUGGACAUGAAGCGGCUCGUGACCAAGUGGCUCGCGCAACAGCCCGACGCAGCGAAUCUCGGCAAGUGGAUCGACGAGCUCUUCCUCCUCGGCCUCGCCGAGGCCGCCAAGUACGACAAAGUCGUCGCGACAACGACCGUCGGUAGUAUCAUGAACGGCCUCUCGCACGUGGCGGGCGCGACGACCCGGUCCGAGUUUGUGUGUGCGCUCAUCCGCGGUCUCGGCGCCAAUUUGUCGCUCAGCCACCGCGCGACCUUUGCAAAAGCCGUGUUCCUCUUCUCGAACGAGCGACCACCGGACAUGAGCGCACCGCUCGACUGCUACUGCGUCGGGUCGUCCUUUACAUCGUACGAGACCAAGCGCAGCGUGUACGGCGACAGCGACGUGCCCAUCUCGCGGCAAUCCGUGGUCCAAACCAUGUCGAUGCAGCGCGGCCUCGACGUCGUCAAGCCGUGGGUCGAGCGCAUGGAGCCGUUCAUUCUCGUCGGUCCCGAAGGCUGUGGCAAGAACCUUUUGAUUCGCCAAGCGUUCCAGUCGCUCAAAGGCGCGACGCUCUCGGUGCUCCACUGCAACGCGCAAACGACCGCCGACCACGUCAUCGCCAAGAUUGCGCAGUGCUGCUCGCUCUUCUCGACCAACACCGGGCGUGUCUACCGCCCGCGCGACGGCGACCGCCUCGUCUUGUAUCUCAAAGACAUCAACUUGCCAAAGCCCGACAUGUACGACACGUGCAUGCUCAUCGCGUUCCUCCAGCAGCUGCUCACGUUCCAGGGGUUUUACGACCCGAACCUCGAGUUCCUCGGCGUCGAGCGCGUCCAGAUCGUCGCGUCGAUGAAUGCAGCGACGACCGUCGGGCGCCACAUGCUCUCGACCCGCUUCACGGCUGUCGUCCGCGUCGCCUCGAUGGACUACCCGAGCGGCGAUGAGCUCAGUGCGGUCUACUCGACGUUCCUUCAAGGCGUCGACGCGCCCAUGCUGCGCGAGCCCUCGACGCGCGACAAGCUCGCGACGUCCAUGGUCGAGCUCUACGAGAGCGUCCGGUCGAAAUUCAGCGUCGACGACCACCGCCAUUACCUCUUCACGCCCCGGGAUGUGACGCAGUGGACGUUUGGGCUCCUUCGCUACGACCUCGAGCACGAAGAACUCUUGGAUGUGGUCGCGUACGAAGCCCGUCGGCUGUUCCAGGACCGACUCGUCGAUGUCGAGAGCAAGGCCAAGUUUGACUCGGCGAUGCACACGAUCCUCAAGACCCAAUGGCGCCAUAACGCCAAGCUUCAAGACGUCUAUUUUACAUCGCUCGGUAUGAAGCGUGUCGAAGACGCGCUGCUUGUGCCGCUGCGGCGCAUGGCGUCCGGGGACUUUCAAGCGGCGGUCGCCCAAGGCAUUGUGCUCUACGAACGCGAAGAGAAGGAUUUGCACAUGCUUUUGUUUGAAGAAAUCCUCGACCACAUUGCCGUCGUCGACCGCGCGCUCUCGGAGCUCGGCGGCGCGCUCCUCCUUAUUGGCUCGGCGGGCGUCGGGCGUCGCACGGCGACGACGUUGUUGGCGCACAUGCUCGGGUACAAGUUUUUCACGCCGACGAUUACGCGCCACUACAACGCCGCAAGCUUCAAAGUCGACCUCAAGGCGGUGGUCCAAUGCGCCGGCAUUGACGGCGACCACGCCGUCUUGUAUUUGGAGGACCACCAUUUCAGCGAAGACGCGAUUCUAGAGCUCACCAACUCGCUCUUGAGUGCGGGCGAGGUCCCCGGUCUCUACUCGCACGAAGAGCUCGAGCCGCUCCUGAGUCCGCUCAAAGAAAAGAUGCUCGAAUGCACCACGGGCGUCUACAAGACCGUGUACGAGUUCUUUGUUGCGCGCGUUCAAGCCAAUUUGCACCUGGUCUUGAGCAUGGACGCCCGCAACGACGCGUUCAUUCGGCGCUGCGAGAGCAACCCAGCGCUGUACACGCGGUGCACGAUUGCCUGGAUGGGCGACUGGAGCCAGCAGAGUCUCAAGAAGGUGCCCGAGAUGCUCCUCGCUGGCUCCGAGCUCCUUACCGACCAAGUGUCCAAAGUCCAGCUGCUGAAUCUGGUCCACACCAUUUAUAGCUCGGUGCAGCUGCUUGGAGCGACUCCCCGCGAGUACAUUGCGUUCCUCACAACGUGGUCGGAUCUGUUUACGGAAAAGUCCAAGCAGCUUCUUCUUGACGUGACGCACCUCAAGAGCGGGCUGAGCAAACUCGAAGAAGCUUCGUCGACCGUCGACGAGCUCAGCAAAAGUGCCGUCAUCAAGAAGCGCGAGCUUGGCGCCGCGCAAGUGUCGGCCGACGAGGCCAUGGACGAGAUCAAGCGCGCUUUGGACCGCGCUUCCGUCAACCGGCGCGAGGUCGAAGACCUCAAGAAGCAGCUUGCAAAAGCCGAAGAGUCGACGAACGCUCGGAAGCGAGAGAUCGAAGACGAACUCAGCGAGAUCACGCCCGUGCUGCAGUCGGCGAAAGAGGCCGUCGGCGCCAUCAAGUCGGACAACAUCAACGAGAUUCGGUCGCUCAAGAUGCCGCCCGAGCCCAUCCACGACGUCUUGUCGGCCGUCCUCAUGCUUCUCGGCAUCCAAGACACGUCGUGGAACAGCAUGAAAAGUUCCUCGGGAACCGUGGCGUGAAAGACGAUAUCUCCAACUACGACUCGCGCCGCAUUACGCCCGAAAUUGCCAAGGCCGUCACAAAGCUCCUCAAGGCGAAAGCGGCGUCUUUUGAGCACGAGAAUAUUUACCGCGUGAGCGUAGCCGCGGCGCCGCUCGCAGGCUGGGUCAAGGCCAACAUGAAGUACAGCGUCGUCCUCGCCAAGAUCGAGCCGCUCGAAGCCGACCUUGCGGAGGCCAAGCGGUCUCUGGAUGCGUCCCAGCAGCGCCUCCAGUCGUGCGAGGGCGAGCUCAAGGCCAUUGACGUCAAGGUCGACGAAAUGAAGUCACUCUUUGGUGAAAAGACCAAGGAGGCCGAAAUCCUGCGCGUCGGCUUGGAGCGCGCCGAAGCCACGCUGCAGAAAGCCCAGGGACUCCUCGGUAAGCUCGGUGGCGAGCAAACUCGAUGGUCGGCCCAAGUCAAGGACCUUGAGCAGCGCGUUGUCGAGCUGCCGCUGAAGCUCCUCAUGGCGUCUGGCUUUACAACCUUUCUCGGCCAGUGCUCCGAAGACAAGCGCGCGGCGAUUUCGAAAGGGUGGGACGCCGCGAUGGACUCGGCGACGGUCUUUGACUACCGAAAGCUCCUGAGCUCCGAGUCGGAGAUGCUCACGUGGAAGAGCAUGAGCUUGCCGGCCGACAACCUCUCGAUGGAGAACGGGCUCAUCGUCCACUACACCAAGGAGCGGUGUCCGUUCAUCAUCGACCCGGCGAACGCGGCCACCGGUUGGCUCCAAGCGCACUUGGCCAAAGAUGCAACGCGCCCGCUCUCAGUCGUCCAGUCCCAAGAACCGCGGUUCGUCUCACUCGUCGAGCAAGCCGUUCGGUUUGGCAAGACACUCGCGAUCCUCGAGGUGGACCUUGUCGAGCCGUACCUGUACCCGCUCAUUCGGAAGGACCUCAACCACGAAGGCCCUCGGUACAUUGUGCGGCUCGGCGACAAGGACGUCGAUUACAACGACAACUUUCGGCUCGUGCUCGUGACGCGCAAUCCGGACCCGGAUUUGCCGCCGGACGCGCGGGCGAUCGUUAACGUUGUCAAUUUCACGGUCACCAAGUCGGGGCUCGAAGGCCAAUUGCUCGGUGUGACGAUCCAAAACGAGCAGCCCGAGCUCGAGUCGCAAAAGAGCGAGCUCCUCAAGAACGAAGAGGAGUUCAAGGUGCAGCUCGCGUCGCUCGAGAAGCAGCUGCUCGAAGCGCUCGCGACGUCCGAAGGCGACAUUCUCGACAACACGACACUGAUCGAGAGCCUCACACGCACCAAGGCGACGUCGGCGGACAUUGAAGAUGCGCUGCGCAAGUCGGCGACGAAGAGCGAGGAGCUGGACGACCAGCGGGCGAUUUACGCGCCGUUUGCCAAAGAUGGCGCGCGGCUCUUCUUCCUCGUCAAAGCACUGCACAGCGUGAGCCACAUGUACCGCUUCUCGCUCCUGAGCUUCAUCGGGCUCUUCAAGGCGACGCUGGCCUCGAAAAUGGACGUGAGCUCGAUCAAAGAACGCAUUGCGCGGCUCUCGCCCGUGCUCGAGACCAAAGUACUCAUGUUUGUGGGGCGGUCCCUCUUCAAGGAGCACCGGCCGAUGUUUGGCUUGCACCUCAUUCACGGUACCCACCCGGAGGCGUUCGAGCCCAACGAGUGGGAGUACUUUGUCGGCGACCUCAUGGCUGACGCGAAGAAGGAAGCGCCGCUGCCCGAGUGGGCCGCGACCGACCGGCGCGAUGCAUUUACGCUCUUUAUGGAGACGUUUCCGCGCCUCGCUUCCAAUCUCAAGUUUGACGCGAACGACAUUUGGCUGCGCUGGUCCAAGGCCACCGACUGCGAAGUCAACUUUCACGCCAAAGUCGACAAGAGCUUGAGUCCGUUCCAGAAGGUGCUCCUCGUGCAGGCGCUGCGGCCCGAUCGACUACAGAGUGCGAUCCAAAACUUCAUUUGCACAAUCCUCAAAGUCAAGACGUUGACGCCGCCGCCACUCGACUUUAAGGACCUCGCAACCCACGAGGCGUCGAGUACGACCCCGGUGUUGCUGCUCACAACGGCCGGCGCCGACCCGUCCAAGGAACUCGAGGAAGUCGCGACCGAGAUGGUUGGUCGGGAUCACUAUUUCGAGGUGGCCAUGGGCGGCGGGCAGCAAGAGAAGGCGCUGAGCUUACUCCGUACAACAGCCGAGAACGGCGAGUGGCUCUGCCUCCAGAACCUCCACCUCGUCGUCGCAUGGCUCGUGGUCCUGGAGAAGGAGCUGAACGCACUCAACCCACACCGCAAGUUUCGGCUCUGGUGCACGACCGAGGCCCACGACGGGUUUCCCCUCAUUUUACUCGAGCAAAGUUUAAAGGUCACGUACGAGUCGCCGCCAGGCCUCAAGAAGAACCUCCUGCGCACAUACGCGACGUUUCCGCUCGAGGCCGGCAGUUCGAUCCCGCGCAUGCAGCUGCUUUUCCUCCUCGCGUUCUUUCACUCGCUUCUGCAAGAGCGGCGCACGUACCUGCCCCAAGGGUGGACGAAAUUCUACGAGUUUAGCUUUGGCGACCUCCGCGCCGGCUUCAACGUGCUGGAUGUCGCGGCGUCGGCCCCCGCGGUCGACUGGGCGGCGGUCCACGGUCUCAUGGAAAACGCGAUUUACGGCGGCCGCAUCGACAACCCGUACGACCUCCGCGUGCUGCGCGUGUAUUUGCAAAUGUACUUUGCGCCCGACGUGGUCUCUGGGAAAAACGCCCUCUGCAAAGGCGUCAAGAUCCCAGCGUCCGACCGGCGCGACGACUAUGUCGCGCUCAUCGAGCACUUGCCCGAGACCGACCCGCCCAAGCUCUUUGGGCUGCCCGAUAACAUUGAGCGAUCGGUGCAGCGGUCGGCGUCGUCGGCCGUGAUUGCACAGCUGCGUACGCUCAACAACAGCGCCCAAGCCUCGAGCAAGUUUGAUCGGGAGGCGUGGCGCGUCGUCCUCGGGCCGCUGAUUGAAAACUGGGCCAAACUCACGUCGAGCUUGCACUUGGACCAGGCGAGCAGUGCGGCCAAGGGAGACGCCAAGCCCAAUGCGUCGCCGGUCGAAGCCUUUGUGGCGAUGGAGAACACGGCGGCGACCGAGCUCGCCGUGCACGUCAACAGCGGCCUCAUGAACAUCAAGAAAGUCAUUUACGGCACGGGCUUGUUGACGCCGGCGAUUCAAACGAUUGCGGCGUCGCUGCUUCUAAGCACUGUGCCAAGCGACUGGAGCAACCGAUGGGAAGGCAGCAGCGACGUCGUGCAAGUCUGGCUCCGCGCGCUCGCGCUCCGAAAGCGCGCGCUGGCCGAGUGGAAGGAAGACUGCGCCAAAGGCUCCUUAUUGUCGCGCCCACUGGACCUCUCGGAAGUGCUGCAACCCGGCACGUUCUUGAAUGCCCUGCGGCAGCAGGCGGCGCGGACGCUGCAGUGCUCGAUGGACGGCAUGAAGCUCGUCUCGUGCUGGGACAAAGAGAAAACCACGGGGACCAUCGAGUGGUUUGCGCUCGGCGGGUUGCUGCUUCAAGGCGCUUCCUUUGAAGGCGGGACGCUGCAAGAGCCGUCGUCGGAUGCCCAGGAGCUGGUUGCAGUGCCCACUUGCUACGUCGCCUACACGCGCGACGACGACCGCGAGCCGUACGCCAAGGACGCGUGCAUCAAAGUGCCGCUCUAUUACGAGAUCUCGCGCGAACGCAUGCUCGUCGAGAUCUCGCUGCCCAUCUCGGGCGACCCGGCCAAGUGGAUCAUUAGCGGCGUCGCGCUCUUCCUCGGCGAGUAGGGGAGACGUACGUGUUCAUAUAUGUUGAUUGAUGAAAUGCACUUGUCUGUGGGAGCUAGCAUCGUACUAUCAGUGAAGAGUACGUACUAGAACUCUCUACUGAGAC
Messenger RNA from Saprolegnia parasitica CBS 223.65, 12762 nucleotides. RefSeq lists its product as hypothetical. The transcript has 5 exons. Gene Ontology annotation, cellular component: dynein complex. NCBI's taxonomy places the organism in Eukaryota, Oomycota, Saprolegniomycetes, Saprolegniales, Saprolegniaceae. The record is from RefSeq and is a predicted model, not a curated record. Bases 1 to 8889 code for a protein of 2962 amino acids. Gene Ontology annotation, biological process: microtubule-based movement. Gene Ontology annotation, molecular function: ATP hydrolysis activity; dynein intermediate chain binding; minus-end-directed microtubule motor activity.